AUGUCGAGCGCAAGUUCCAACCCCUAUUAUCAACCGAAGAGCGCUCAUCAGUUUGACGAGGUGCCCGGCGAUAGGAAGCCACCGCAAAGCUUUCACGCAUCAUCUUCUCGUGUUGAUCAAGUUGUUGAUCCAGCUAAUACAGACCCAGCGGAAGCUCAAAGUUCUGAACGAAAAGGACCGUUACCAAUUUUUGAACGACUGAUAGUGAAAGAAGCGCCGAAUAAGCCAUACAAGCCACUGCCGAGGAUGCGAUUUCAACCCAACUUGAGAUAUGAAAAUGUUAGACCGAGUGUGCAUCAUCUGACGAAAGAGUUAGAGGGCACCAAAUUUUUGACAUUCUUGCCGCACUCCGGAUUCCACAACCAAAGGAUCGAAAUGAAAAAUGCGUUCAAGUUGGCAAAAUUAUUGAAUCGCACGCUGAUCUUACCACCCUUCAGACUAGGACAUCCGUUACGCUGGGCCAACUCCACAUUGCUCAGUCACGCCUUAGAAGAGGACGAGAAGAAAUAUGAACGCUUAUCUGAAUGCUCAGCCCUCCAUUCUGCAAGUCGUCGAGGUCCUGUAGACGAAGAUAAAUCGAGUUUACUCGAAGAAUGCAAGUAUGAUUCUGACUGGACGACUGUACAAGUUGACUACAUCCUCAAUACCAAAGAGCUUUACAAGAAAGUGCCGAUCAUUGACCGGACUGACUUACGCGAGGCUUGGUUAUGGAACACCUUAAAGCUCUACCCCGGCGAGUGGCUGGAGGUGAAGGAUGAGUUUCGAUAUAGCUACCAAGUCUACGAAUCCACAACGGCUGCCUCUGUGGCUGAGUCGAAGUACACAUGGAGACUGAACAUCGACGACUUGGCCGACUUCAGUGAUACGAGACUCUUGAGCUUUGGGUCUCUCUUUGGUAGCGAACGGGUUGUACUAAGUAGUCCAGAAAUGCAGAAAUUUAAUCAGACGAUCGAGGACAAUCAAUUUUUAAAUCUACCUUUGCUAGAAAAGAUUUCUGAUCAAAUUGCUGACCGCUUGGGAGGAAGAGGAAAUUACAUCGGCUUACACCUCAGAGUAGCAAAUGCCUUCUUCAAAGUCCAGUCCCCACAGAUAAUACGAGAAACAUUCCAUAAAAUUUGCAAGGAGAUCUUGAAGCUAGACCAACGAAUAGUAGACGAUUUGAUUGCACGACACGAAUCAAAGGCAAUGCUGAAAGUUGCCUACGUCGAAGGCGGGCAGGAGCAUCUUGACUCCAACCUCAAAACCCUCAGCGACAAUCAUCAAGCCGAUUCUGGAAACGGAUUAAGCGAUCUCGAUUUCCCUGUGUACGGCAACAAAAAUCCUAAGUACGGCUCCAAGAAGACGGACCAAGAAGCUUCCGGAAGAGUCAGAAGGGGCCGAUUGGGUCCGGCGAGAACUAUGAGACGGGCGAGCACCGCGAUGGCGAUCAAUCGAAGACCCAAACCACGUUUCAAAUGCAAUGGAAAGUUGUAUGAUAAAGCGGAUAGACAACUCGAAAAGCUUAACGUACCGAUAUAUAUCUCAACAGACCUCCCUUCAAAAUCUGUCAAGACCCAAGAAGUCUUGAGUAUAAUUUUUGAUACUUUUCCUUGCGUUUUUUCGUCCAAAGAUAUCAAGGCUCUUACACCGAAAGACUCAAAAGAGGCGCUUAAAUCGAGCAACCGAGGGCUUGCUGGUCUCGACAAUUCAAGCCCGAAAACAUCGGCCCAAACUCGAACGAAACAUGACGCUCGAGAGGCUAUUUCUGGGAAGUUGGAUUUUUCACCAUAUCACGAUGGUCAACAUGAAGCAGGUCAUGGGGAAGAGGUGCAAGAAUUAUAUGAGUUCUCCCAGCUGAAGAGUAACCUCGACGGCGUGAAUCUUGAUAGGUUCCUAUUUCCGGUCUUGGAGUCGAUGAUUGUUUCUAAAGGCUCACACAUCAUUGGCACCCCGAGAAGCACGUUCAGUAGCUACGUCGAAAACGUCUUGCAUCCAGCCUAUCAGCGCUCCAGCAAGUCCCUGAGUUCUGAGAGCACAAUUGACCGUAAACACACAAAGCUCUCUUCUUGA
Molecule: messenger RNA, 2049 nt
Organism: Puccinia triticina
Lineage: Eukaryota; Fungi; Basidiomycota; Pucciniomycetes; Pucciniales; Pucciniaceae
Exons: 4
Coding region: 1-2049 (682 amino acids)
Source: RefSeq, a predicted model, not a curated record